Messenger RNA from Lolium perenne, 1866 nucleotides. NCBI's taxonomy places the organism in Eukaryota, Viridiplantae, Streptophyta, Magnoliopsida, Poales, Poaceae. The record is from RefSeq and is a predicted model, not a curated record.
AUGCGUGGGAAGAAGAUGACCGUUGAGGCUCUCAUCGUCGUAGGAGGGAAUGAUGGGACACCUGCCCGUUGGGGUUUGCGGGAGGUAAAGAGUGAUAGAAAUUUGGGUACGUACAUGAGGUUUGCAAGCACACCUGGUGCUGCUAUGUACGGAGAGCCCAUGGUGUACGUUCAGUUUAUAUCAGGUGAUGAUGGUGCCGGAAGCAAUACCGGCGCUGGUGAAGAGGAGAUGGCCAUCAUCACAGGACCGAGCACCGUUCAAUCGGACCAUUUGGCCCUGACUGCAGCAGGCAUGAUAGGCCAAUCAGAGCAAGCGGCACUGACUGCAGGCCAUAGCACCGGCCCAUCGGAGCAGAUGGUCGCCCAGUUUGCUGCCGAGACAGGAUACUGGUCCGCGUUCGUUGAUAUUAGCGAGCGUGUGGAGGGACUGCCGGAGGCAUUGGACGAUGACGCUCGUUCUUCUUCGUCUGAAUCCUCCUCGGACGAAGAAGGUGCCGGUCCUUCCCGGAGGGCGGUUGCGGCACCAAUGGACCCUGAGUUCUUAAAAACAAUGACCAUCAGCAAUGAAUUCCACUCUGUUCCAGGCCUAGGGGAAGACAGUCUGCAGGUUGGGCAAACUUUGCCAGACAAGGACUCGGCUGACCAAGCAAUCAAGAGGUAUGUGUUGGCCAUAUCUCGGCAACACAGAGUGAAGCAGUCUGAUCGAAGGCAGCUGAAAGUCAUAUGCGUCAAAUUGAAUGAGGAGGGUUGCAUGGGGAGAGUUAUCGCUCGGGUGAGCCCUGGGGUAUGUCAGCCAUGGCAUAUCUCAAAAAUAGAACCCCAUAGCUGCGAGCAAUUGGGGGCUCUCGACAAGCACCGCAACGUCACUGCAAAAUAUGUAUCACAUAUCAUGCAAGUGGCGGUGGAAGAAGAUAUAACCCUUGGUACAAAGAAGCUGCAAAAAACCGCGGAAGAUCUGAUUGGCUUCCCGGUCAGCUUUAGUAAGGCAAGGCGGGCGAAGGAGGAGAUUUUUCAGAGAUUGUAUGGCACCUAUGAGGAGGCAUAUGAUCUUGCCCCGAGACUACUCCAUCAGAUAGCAGCAACUAACCAGGGGACUCAAGUGGUCAGGAGAGUUCGUCAACACCCUCUGGAGGAAAACCAAGAAAUCCUUGAUCGUUUAUUCUGGGCAUUCCCCCAGACUAUACGUGCAUUCCAUCACUGCCGCCCUGUGCUGUCAAUAGAUGGUACCUUUCUCACAGGAAAGUACAAGGGCACACUCUUGGUGGCGAUCGCAGCUGACGCAAAUAAUCAGCUCUUGCCUAUUGCCUAUGCACUUGUCGAGACUGAAAACAAAGAUAGCUGGUUAUGGUUCCUCGGCUGCUUGAAGAUGGGAGUCGUGAUAGAUCGGCCCGAUGUUUGCAUCAUAUCAGAUCGCAACACAGGCCUUUUGAGCGCUCUCGAAAUAAUCAAGAAUUCAUCGGACCCUCUCUGGGGGUGGCCCGACCUGGAGACAAGGUGGUGCAUGAGGCACCUGGCUGCCAAUUUUUACUCAAAGUUCAAGAACAAGGACUGGUUCAAGCUAUUUAAGAGGAUGUGCAUGCAGAAGACUGAGGCGAAGAUGAAUGCUAUUUGGGCUGGAAUCAACAAAGAAAUUGAGAGUGCUGCCUUGCCGCCGAGAGAAGACCGGAGGGGCCGGAGGACUGAAAUAAAUUUGAGUACAUGGAUUAAUCAGAACUGCCCUGAUUUAAGUAAGUGGGCGCAAGCUCACGACUCAGGGGCUCGGUACGGCAUAAUGACCAGCAACAUGUCAGAGGUUUACAAUGGCGUGCUGAAAGGUGUGCGAGCCCUCCCUAUCACAGCCUUGAUUACUGAAACUUGGUCACUGUAA